AUGGGUGAUGAUGAUGAUAAGUUUAAAGUUUGCAUCAAGUGCAACCGUGAUACCCAAUGGAAACGAAAGAUAGCACUUUUUGAGUUAUGGUACUCCCCAGACGACAUAUAUGUUAUGCUCAAAUUUUUAAACGACGAGACUUUUAAUAAGAACAAUUUGGAGUUCAAUAAGAAGAUUAAAAAGAUGACCAAGAAGAAUAAAUAUUUGGAGUUCAAAAAGAAGAUUGAAAAGAUGAUGAAGAAGAAGAAAAACAAGAAGAAGACUACCAAAGAAAACAUCAAUAUCGAUAUCAAACCAUACGAUAGUGAUUAUUAUAAAAGUCAGCAUAUUUGUUUCCAAACACAGAGAGAAGAAUUAUUAGCCGAUUAUCCAAAUAUUGAUUAUCAUGAUCAUCACAUUCACAAACUCAUGGCCAUUACGGUUCAUGCUGUUUUUUUAGAAUCUGAUUUCGUUGGAUAUGAUCAAAUUUCAGGAAAUCAAAUUAAUCAUAAGUUUCAUCAACUACCUUUUUCCUCAACGGUGUCGUUUUGCUACACUCUAUCUGAUAUUUUGAAGAAGAAUGAAAGUAAAUUACCACAAACAGUAGAGUUGGAUUUCGAAAGUUUUGAACAAUGUUUAUCUGUCUCUGUCAAGUCAAAACAAGAAGAAGGAUCAAUAGUUUUUCAAUUAUUUUUUUACAAUCAUAAACUGGAAUCAAUACUUAGAUUUCCAUUAUCAGUACAACACCGUGAUGGGUUUGAACAAUUCUGGACCAGUGUAAGAGAUGAGCUUGCGUUUCCUCUCAAGGUAAAGCUUCGCGAAGAGGCCGGGUUUUCGAGUCUUCCGUGCUUGAUAGAACUUCAUCCAGAUCUUAAGAUGAAGAUUUUGGAGUUUCUUCCAGGUAAUGAUGUGGCCAGAUUAGGGUGCACUUGUAAAGAAUUUAGGAUUUUGUGUGAUGAUAAGAAAGAAAACGAUUUUUGGCAGACAAAAAUGCCAUGCUGCACAUGCGAUGUUCGUCCUCAUCAUGAUAAAACAUUUAUCAACUGGAAGGAGGUGUUCGAAGAUUAUUACAUCCACAUUGUUAGUACUCCUAAAUAUUUUGAGGGACUUUACAAAAAAGAAAAGAGGAAGGAGAAUAUCAAUGCGGCUAAGAGGGCCAGACCUAAUUUUUACUUUUACAAAAACUAUCCCAAAAAUACACCGCUUUUAACAUUAUAUAAAGAAAUGAUGAGUAAACAAAUUUAG
Molecule: messenger RNA, 1224 nt
Organism: Cannabis sativa
Lineage: Eukaryota; Viridiplantae; Streptophyta; Magnoliopsida; Rosales; Cannabaceae
Exons: 1
Coding region: 1-1224 (407 amino acids)
Molecular function (GO): protein binding
Source: RefSeq, a predicted model, not a curated record